Sugiyamaella lignohabitans is the source of this 1197-nucleotide messenger RNA. It is a transcript of the gene RRP8, whose product is annotated as Rrp8p. Lineage: Eukaryota; Fungi; Ascomycota; Dipodascomycetes; Dipodascales; Trichomonascaceae. Gene Ontology annotation, cellular component: nucleolus. The record is from RefSeq and is a predicted model, not a curated record. The transcript has a single exon. Gene Ontology annotation, biological process: rRNA methylation; ribosomal large subunit biogenesis. Gene Ontology annotation, molecular function: rRNA (adenine) methyltransferase activity. The coding region runs from base 1 to 1197 and encodes 398 amino acids.
AUGUCUCUUUUCCAGGUUGAGGGCUGGAAUCUUCCAGAAAAGGUCGCUGGAGGGCCUACGAAGGGGUCUAAUGAAGGCAAGAAGAAGAAGAGUGCGGACUUGUUGAAGAAAAAGGAGAAAACUCAGCAAGAGAACAGAAAGAUAGCUGCUAGCGAUCUUCAGGAUUUGUAUGAAGGCAAGAAGGACGGCAGAAAGAGGAAGAAUGAUGACUCGUCUGAAAAGGAGUCAGUAAAGCCAUCGCAUGGAUUUGAGAAUCAAGAACCUGUUUCGAAGAAAUCAAAGUCAAAGUCGAGUAAGACUAAAGUAAACAACAGCGAGUCUGCUGCCAAGCCAACAGAGCCAGCGUCAGCUCCUCCAUCUGUGUCUACUCAAAAGCUGACCCCGUUACAACUUAAAAUGAAAGAAAAACUCACUGGAGCAAGAUUCAGAUGGAUUAAUGAACAACUUUAUACAACAACUUCCGAGACUGCUCUCAAGCUGAUUCAGGAGUCACCAGAUAUCUUCGACGAAUAUCACGAGGGAUUCCGCAGUCAGGUCAAGUCCUGGCCCGAGAACCCUGUUGACACCCUUGUGUCUAAGUUUAAAGAGCGUCUUGAAAAGCCAAUAAAUGCCCCCGGUGGAUUGCCCGGUAAUGGUGAUGGUACCGUUGUAGUGGCCGAUAUGGGAUGUGGUGAAGCUCAGCUGGCCAGAGACCUGUAUAAAGUCAAGGGCAGUAAAAAGACUAAAAAGCUGAAAUUCCAGAUUCACAGUUUUGAUUUAAAGAAAGCCAAUGAGCUGAUCACCGUUGCUGAUAUCAAAAAUGUGCCACUACCCGACCAAAGCUGUCAUGUUGUUGUGUUCUGUCUUGCCCUUAUGGGAACCAACUUCCUCGAUUUCGUUAAAGAGGCUCUGCGGAUUCUCAAGCCCAAGGGUGAGCUUUGGAUUGCUGAGAUCAAGUCCCGAUUUGUAAAUGCCGAUACUACACAGUUUGUCGACACGCUGAAAUCGCUCGGACUCUUUCAUAAAGCGACCGACGACUCGAACAAAAUGUUCGUCCGUUUCGAGUUCUUCAAGCCACCUAAAGACAUUCUCGACCAACGCCAGAGAAAGCAAGAGUCGCGCAAGCCGAAGUUCAUCGACCACAAAGAAAACGCCGACGAGGAAAAAGGGCCUGAGGGCACCUGGCUUCUGAAGCCCUGUAUUUAUAAGAGACGUUAA